Molecule: messenger RNA, 3957 nt
Organism: Canis lupus familiaris (dog)
Lineage: Eukaryota; Metazoa; Chordata; Mammalia; Carnivora; Canidae
Gene: ZNF449
Product: zinc finger protein 449
Exons: 5
Coding region: 318-1874 (518 amino acids)
Biological process (GO): regulation of transcription by RNA polymerase II
Molecular function (GO): RNA polymerase II cis-regulatory region sequence-specific DNA binding; DNA-binding transcription factor activity, RNA polymerase II-specific
Source: RefSeq, a predicted model, not a curated record
GCGGUUGUCCGGGGUCCUGAGCGCCCGUCAGGACGCUGGGACAUCCUGGUGGGGAGUGCGCUGGGGCCGCACCCACACCCCAGGCAGCCGAUUUGUAACCGGCUUUUAGAAGUUCCCGCGACGUGUCGCCCUAGCCUUUCUGCAAGUGCCCGCUUUGCAUGCACCCUGGUUAUCCGUGGGCCGUGAGAGCGCGGGCUCGCUCAGGCGGCUUUGGAGAGAAGCUCUGUGGGUAGCUCCCCUUGACGCCUGCACAAAGAAACCUAUUGGAAUCUGAGACUUCUAGCCCCAGAGAAAUUGCACACCGCCAGAACAGGGCGAUGGCUGUGGCCCUGGGUUGUGCAAUCCAGGCCUCCUUGAAUCAGGGCUCCGUGUUUCAAGACUAUGAUGCUGACUGUGAAGUCUUCCGCCAGCGCUUCAGGCAGUUCCAGUACAAAGAAGCAGCCGGGCCUCAUGAAGCUUUCAACAAACUCUGGGAGCUUUGUUGUCAAUGGCUGAAGCCAAAGAUGCGUUCUAAGGAGCAAAUAUUGGAGCUGCUAGUGUUGGAGCAGUUCCUAACCAUCCUGCCCACGGAGAUAGAGACCUGGGUGAGGGAACAUUGUCCAGAGAAUAGAGAAAGAGUUGUGUCACUGAUAGAAGACUUACAGAGAGAACUUGAGAUACCAGAGCAGCAGAUCGAUAGGCAGGAAAUGCUCUUGGAGGAGCUGGCACCAGUGGGAACGGCACAUGUAGCGCCCAACAUCCACCUGGAGUCACCCUCACUGCAAGUGAUGGGACCUGCCCCAGAAGCCCCAGUGGCAGAGGCCUGGAUCCCACAGGCGGGGCUGCAGGAGUUGGACUAUGGUGCCGCUGAGGAUUGCCAGCCCUUCCUGGACCCUGGAUAUCCAAUACCAAAGCUUGACGUGAGCUUUCCAUUGGAGCCUCGGGAAGAGGUGUGGGUGAAGGAACUACAAGAUUCCAAAGAAAUGAAGCAGUUACUUGAUUCCAAGAUUGGUUUUGAGAUUGGGAUAGAAAACGAAGAAGAUACUUCAAAACAGAAAAAACUGGAGAACAUGUAUCCAUUCAUUGUCACUCUAGAGGGGAAUGCUCUCCACGGUCCCAUUUUGCAAAAGGACUAUGUACAGUUAGAAAAUCAAUGGGAGAGCCCCCCAGAGGAUUUGCAGGCAGAUUUAACAAAACUGAUAGAUCCCCAGAACCCCCCUGCUGGAGAGAAGCCUGAGAAUCCCAACGUGGAAGAACCUCUCAACCCCAGGCCCCAGAAGAAAAAGAGUCCAGGAGAAAAACCUCACCGAUGCCCUCAGUGUGGAAAAUGUUUCGCUCGGAAGUCACAACUUACAGGGCACCAGAGAAUUCAUUCAGGGGAGGAACCUCAUAAGUGUCCCGAGUGUGGAAAAAGAUUCCUUCGUAGUUCAGACCUUUAUAGACACCAACGGCUGCACACAGGGGAGAGGCCCUAUGAAUGCACUGUGUGUAAGAAGCGAUUCACUCGGCGCUCACACCUCAUAGGGCACCAGAGAACCCAUUCUGAAGAAGAGACUUACAAAUGCCUUGAGUGUGGGAAAAGCUUUUGUCAUGGAUCAAGUCUCAAAAGACAUCUGAAAACUCAUUCUGGGGAAAAACCUCACCGAUGUCACAGUUGUGGUAAAAGUUUUAGUAGACUGACAGCUCUGACUUUACAUCAGAGAACUCACACAGAAGAGAGACCUUUUAAAUGCAAUUAUUGUGGGAAAAGCUUUAGACAGAGACCAAGCCUUGUUAUUCAUUUAAGAAUUCAUACAGGGGAAAAGCCAUACAAGUGCAGUCAUUGUUCUAAAAGCUUCAGGCAGAGGGCAGGCCUUAUUAUGCACCAAGUCACUCACUUUAGAGGACUUCUUUAAGGAUUAUCCAAGGAAACAGGCUUCUGCAGAAAUUGAUGCUAACUAAAAAAACAAAAAAUCUUAACCUACAGCAGCCUGUUUGUCUUCGCAGAAUCUUUUCAUUUGAACUUAUGAGAACAGGUUUUAAAAACGAUUUUAAAACCCUAUCUUCCAAAGUAUAUGAAUUCUAGAGUGUCUGUCUACUCUUGCAAUGUUCUCAGAUUUGAUCUUUUCCUGUCUCUGAUAUUUUUCUCAUUACAGUGAAAUGUUUUGUGUCCCAGGCCAAACCUAUCAUAGAUAUAAAGCAUAUCAUUGAUGACAAUCCUUUUCAGGGUAGGGUUAAUAUGAUGAAUAAUCAUGUCUAUCAACAUAUCCACUAUAGCAGCACUGUAAUUAUUCUGCUGUCAUUAUUAAAAGUGAUUAUAUUAGUUCAAAGCUUUGUGUCCUACGUAGCAAGGAAGGAGACAGUGUAUUUUGUCAAAUAAUAAAAAUGUGUCAGGAACACAUUUGCCUGGUAAGAACUGGGUUAUUUCCACUGAAAGUUUUUUAUGUUUAAGGAAAUUAAGAUUUUAACCUUUACUAAUGAAUUGUAUGGAGUUUGUUAGUCUGUGUAGUUGGUGGUCUAGGCUGAUGCUGCUUAGAUCUGAGUACUAAUUUGAUGAUUUAUUUUGUUCACAGAACAAGUAAGCUCUUUGUGGAAGAAUCCAUUUGACAGUUGAUGUCAUACAAGUAGAAUCAGAUUUAAUUUAGAUUGACUGAGGAACCAGCAUCUGUUGCUUUUUACUCUCCUUUGGUUUUCAUCCCUGUGUCUCUCAGUGCUUUUAAGACUUUCCCCAUUCUUUACUUCAGUGUCCCCCUAACUAUGUGUUGUAGAGCCCUUAGUUCUACAAGAAAUUUUACAAAUGACUUAGGGAAUCCUUGCUGUCUUCACUUUCUAGAUUCAGAGUGCACAUCAGCAUGUAAGAAUCUCUGAGAGACCCUCCAGUAAAGGUGGAAAAAAAGCACCUCUUUUGGCUCAAUGUUUUGCCUACCUAGUUGACCCCAGAACCCUUUCUCAUGUACACUCACUAAUAACCCACGGAAGUGGUAUUCUGCAAAUAUUCCUUGGAAUACCUUAUCUUUAACAAAUGUAUCUAUAGCUAUCAAUAUAAUCUUCUUGCUCCCAAGCCUAGUUAUCUCCAGUUGUUUCAAGGGUGUUAUGAAAAAUUUUCUACAUAUAUACCUUUUUUAUUUAAUACACAGACACAUCAAUCUGUGGAGAUGAGCAUCACUAAUUGAGAUAAUUUAUAUGUCACUCGGUGAUUCUCAGCCUCUUUGAAUUUUACUUAUAAUCACACACACUUAUUGCUACUUAUAUAAACAUUCUCAUGUAAUCGUGGUCAUGACUCAAAGUCCCAUAGCAAGGGAAGAACUCUGUCAGUUAUAACUGUUAACACCUGAAAAUAUUCAUUCAGCCUAGUUCCUUGUUAUAAAAUACAAGAGGUAGGACAUUCAAGCAUUUUCCCUUUAUGAAGAUACCAGUCAUUCUUUCCCCAAACUAGAAUUAGGAAGAUUAUAUAUAUAUAUAUAUAUAUAUAUAUAUAUAUAUAUAUAUAUAUUAUAUAAUAUAUAUAUUUUCUAUUCCAUUGAAGUUCUUGUAAGUGAUGUUGAAUAUAAAUAUUUCGAGGGCAACUAUGUGCCCACCUUGUCCUGUUCUAGGCUUAAUGGAAAUCAGUAAAGACAUUAAUCCAUGAGUCAGGUUCAUAAGGAGUUUAUAAUAUUGUUAGUUAAACAAGAGUUGGGAAACACAUGGAGAACCAUGCAAGAGAGUUUGGAAUUAGUGCCAAAUCAUAUCAAGUGCUAGAGCCAGGGUGUGUCCUUAAUUCUCGUCAUCCGGGUCCCUGUAUGAUGCUGCUAUAAGUGUGGGGUUAAAGUUGAGAUCCCAGUAGCAAUAAACAUGUAACAUGGGAGGAGUCUGAAUGUAGAGAUGAACAAUACAGAAUGUAAUGGCUUCUCUUUUCUCUCUUGUGGACUUGCAUAUAAACCAGGACAGUGCCUUAGAAUGAAUGUGCCCAACUGCUCUGUAUCUAUGCAAUAUUUUAAUAAAGUGGAAAUGUGUAUGUUC